GUCAUAUUCUUGGGCCACCGAAUAGCUUCUUUCACUUCAAUCAAUCCAAACACAGCCUUAAUCCUUUUUCGUUUAACUUUAACCUCCUCUUUGUCCCUCUUCGGUUCUGCGCUGCAAGUGUACAAUACAACAAUGAUAGCUUUCAUUCAAAAUCAGAUUCCACCGCGGAAAUUGUUAUCUCUUCGAUCCUGACAUGCCACACAACUCUUUCAUGAAAAGAAAAGAAAAAACCUUUUUAGCUGGGUGCAGAAAUUAAGGACAACAGCAUAUAACAGACAAGGUUCUUCUAAUACAAUGGGGGACUUCAGCAGGAGCGAGUAUGUGACAGUAGGUGAAAUUGAUCCGCCUUCCCCAAGGACGAAUCACAUGAACAAAGUUUCGGUUCUACCUCUUGUGUUUCUCAUCUUUUAUGAGGUAUCAGGAGGACCUUUUGGUGUUGAAGAUACUGUAAGAGCAGCUGGUCCUUUGUUAGCUUUACUUGGAUUCUUGGUUUUUCCGUUCAUAUGGAGUGUUCCUGAAGCUUUGAUUACUGCUGAAAUGGGUACCAUGUUCCCUGAAAAUGGUGGUUAUGUUGUUUGGGUUUCCUCGGCUUUGGGUCCCUUUUGGGGGUUUCAGCAGGGUUGGAUGAAAUGGCUUAGUGGCGUGAUAGACAAUGCUUUGUAUCCUGUUUUGUUUCUUGACUAUCUUAAGUCGGCGGUUCCGGCUGUAGGCAGUGGUUUACCUAGAGUUGUUGCAACAUGGGGUUUGACUAUAGUUCUCACUUACUUGAACUAUAGGGGUUUAACCAUUGUUGGAUUUGUUGCUGUCUGUAUUGGGAUUUUCUCACUUCUUCCGUUUGUUGUCAUGGGGUUGUUGGCGAUUCCGGACAUGGAACCUUCAAGAUGGGUUGAGACAAAUCUAAAUAAUGUUGAUUGGAAUUUGUAUUUGAAUACUCUAUUUUGGAAUCUCAAUUAUUGGGACUCCAUAAGCACUCUUGCCGGUGAAGUUGACAAUCCAAAGAAAACUCUUCCCAAAGGUUUGUUUUACGCGUUGAUCCUUGUUGUUUUCGGGUACUUCUUUCCGCUUUUGAUUGGUACUGGUGCUGUUCCAGUCAAGCGUGAAUCGUGGACUGACGGGUACUUCUCUGAUAUUGCUAUGAUCAUUGGAGGAGUGUGGUUGAGAUGGUGGCUUCAGGCUGCAGCUGCAUUGUCAAACAUGGGAAUGUUUGUUGCUGAAAUGAGCAGCGAUUCUUUCCAGCUUCUUGGAAUGGCUGAUAGGGGAAUGUUGCCGGAGUUCUUCACCAAGAGGUCUCGCUACGGAACACCUCUUAUAGGGAUUCUGUUUUCAGCCUCUGGUGUAAUUUUACUAUCGUGGCUGAGUUUUCAAGAAAUUGUAGCCGCAGAGAAUUUCUUGUAUUGUAUUGGAAUGAUUCUGGAGUUCAUUGCAUUCAUAUUGUUAAAGAUCAAACGCCCCAAUGCGUCUCGGCCUUACAAGGUACCGGGCGGAGUGACUGGAGCAAUUAUUAUGUGCAUCCCUCCUACAAUAUUAAUCUGCGUGGUAUUAGCUUUCUCGUCCCUCAAAGUAUUUGUUGUAAGCUUAGUUGCUAUGUCGAUCGGACUUGUGCUGCAGCCUUGUCUCAAAUUUAUGGAGAAAAAGAGAUGGAUGAAGUUUUCUCAUAGUCCUGAGCUACCUAAUUUUGAGGAUGGAGAUGUCACUCACUCUUUGGUGCAAUAAACUUGUAAUGUUUCAAUUUGUUUUGAAUAUUUUGAUAAUAACGUGGAUAGGUUUUAAGCAUAAUAGUUAAGUUUCACCUUCUUCAACACAACAACCAUCAAAGAGGAGCUUUGUAUUUCAUGCUUUUGGCACUUUAGCUAUUUAUCUAUGUCUGUAGUUUUGUGAUAGAUGAGAUGUCAAUUAGAAACCUGGAUUCUAGUAUUUAGGAUAUCUUUAAAUUUUGUUGUUUACCUGCAUCAAAUUUGUUAUGUACAAAAUUUAUAUAUUUUGAACAUUAAUAAAAUGAUGCCAUGAGCAAGUUAUUUCAGCUUC
This is a messenger RNA of Cicer arietinum (chickpea), 2025 nucleotides long. Lineage: Eukaryota; Viridiplantae; Streptophyta; Magnoliopsida; Fabales; Fabaceae. The record is from RefSeq and is a predicted model, not a curated record.